GUCGCCGCUGAACGCGACGAGAGGAUGAGCUCGGGCGGCCUCGGUGGCCUCAACAAGUCGCCGAACGGCGUGGUCAUCGGCGUCGUGCAGCUCCAGCUGCCGACGGUCAAGACCAAGGCCGACCUCGCCGCGCAGACGCAGAAAAUCGUCGCGAUGGUCGGCAAGGCGCGGCGCAACCUGCCCGGGAUGGACCUCGUCGUCUUUCCGGAGUAUUCGCUGCACGGACUCUCGAUGGACACGAACCCCGAGAUCAUGUGCGCGCUCGACGGGCCCGAGGUGGGGAGCUUCCGCGCGGCGUGCGAGGCGCACGAGAUCUGGGGUUGCUUCAGCAUCAUGGAGUACAACCCCGCGGGCAACCCCUACAACACGGGACUCGUCAUCGACGCGAAGGGUAAGAUCGCGCUCUACUACCGCAAGCUGCAUCCCUGGAUCCCCGUCGAGCCCUGGGAGCCGGGCAACGUCGGCGUCCCCGUGUGCGUCGGCCCGGGCGGCUGCAAACUGGCGCUCAUCAUAUGCCACGACGGCAUGUUCCCCGAGAUGGCGCGCGAGUGCGCGUAUAAAGGCGCGGAGAUCAUGCUCCGCACCGCGGGGUACACGGCGCCGAUCCGCGACUCGUGGCGCUUCACGAACCGGAGCAACUCCUUCCAGAACCUCAUGGUCACGGCGAACGUGUGCAUGUGCGGCAGCGACGGCGAUUUCGACUCCAUGGGCGAGGGCAUGAUCGUCAACUUUGACGGGUGCGUGAUCGCCCACGGCCUGACGGGCCGCGCGGACGAGAUCGUCACCGCGGAGGUGCGCCCCGACCUCGUGCGCGAGGCGCGAAUCUGCUGGGGCGUCGAGAACAACAUCUACCAGCUCGGCCACCGCGGCUACGUCGCCGUCAGGGGCGGCGCGAAGGACUGCCCCUACACGUACAUGAAGGACCUCGUCGCGGGGCGCUACGCGCUGCCAUGGGAGGCCGACGUCCGGCACACAGACGGCACCGCGUGCGGCUUCGACCCCCCGGAGCGCGAAUACGUCGGCGAGGAGGCGCCGCCCGCGAUGCAAAAGUGAAGUCGACAAGCGAGGCGCGCCCAUGUGAACACACUCGUGCCCUGCACAUUAU
This is a messenger RNA of Aureococcus anophagefferens, 1105 nucleotides long. RefSeq lists its product as hypothetical. The record is from RefSeq and is a predicted model, not a curated record. Bases 25 to 1053 code for a protein of 342 amino acids. Lineage: Eukaryota; Pelagophyceae; Pelagomonadales; Pelagomonadaceae. Gene Ontology annotation, molecular function: formamidase activity; N-carbamoylputrescine amidase activity. The transcript has a single exon.